AUGGCUGUUGGAGCAAAUAAUUUUGGAUAUAAACAUGUCCCGCUGCUGAUAAUUGCUGAAAUCAUUUGCGAAAAAUGUAUUGCUGCUGGGAUAGGAAUUGGCGAUAUUGGUCAACAUGCAAAUGGAUGUUUCUGUGGUAAACCAAGAGGUGAAAGAUGGCAAAGAUGGUGCUCUACACCGUUUAAAAAUGGCCCUGGCGACAACACCCCAUUGCCUGAGACUCUUGGCUAUAAUCCUCGUCGCAUGUAUUUCCAUAGCUUUGAUAACGAGGAAGAAAAUCCCGUGGAUCAAUUUUUGGACUAUCUUCUAUCUUACGGGUCUCAACAAAUUCUAACAGUUUGCAUAGCCCACAAUGGAGGCAAAUACGACUUCCAUUUAAUUCUUGAGGCCCUCCACAGGCGAAAUAUCCCUCCAACAAGUCUUUGUACAACAGGGCUAAAGAUCUACUCUAUGAGAAUUGGAGGAAACAACCAAAGAAAAAUACUUUUCAAGGAUUCUCUCAACUUCUUCAUUUGUGAACUAGAUGCUCUUACAAAAGUUUUUUCUUUGCCGGAGGAAGUUGCCAUAUCAAAACCAUUCUUCCCAUAUCUCUACAUUAUGCGACAACAUUUGCAUUUGAGAAUUCAAGGGUUACCUGCACUUGACUACUAUCAACCAGAUUUUAAAAAACCUGAAAAAAGAGCCAAGUUGCUUGAAUGGCACCAAGAACAAAUGAAUACACCAACAACAAAUUUUCAACUACGAGAACAACUUCUACUCUAUUGCGCAAACGACGUUGCCAUUCUUCGUGAAAGUGCCUUGAUCCAUUCUUGA
Messenger RNA from Meloidogyne enterolobii, 813 nucleotides. The record is from the annotation of a GenBank genome assembly. Lineage: Eukaryota; Metazoa; Nematoda; Chromadorea; Rhabditida; Meloidogynidae.